UCUGCGCGCGCGCAGUAAACUUAUUUCCGGUCUAAAUCGGGUAGUAGUAAAGUCUGAAUUAUCUUUUUUUUUGUUGCCCGCGGUGUACAAAAGGCAUUAUUUCUAGAAGAGAAGACUCCGAUAUGAAGAUCCCUGUGCUUGAUUUCGGAGUUUAUCGUCACGGAGAUAAUGUGCCAGAUGAGAAGCUGACGGAGCUGAGCCGGGGCCUACGGGCAGCUUUCACGGAAAUAGGAUUUGUGUAUCUGAGGAACACUGGCAUAGGCCAAGAAGAGGUCGAUGAUAUUAUGGAAAUAUCGAAAAAAUUCUUUCUCCUCCCGGAAGAAGUUAAAAUCCCUCUCAGCAGAACGAGCGACACUUAUAACCAUGGUUGGGUCGCACUCGAGACUGAGCGGUUAAAUCCUAGUAGACCGGGAGACUUAAAGGAGGCUUUCAACAUCACCUCUCUGCACCCUGAUGCUGCCUGGCCUGCAGAGGACGUGGUACCAGGUUUCCGGAAGACCUUUGAGUCAUUCUUCAUGCGGUGUAAAGAUCUGUCCCUCCGUGUGCUCAGAGUCAUGGCCUUGAGUCUGGAAAUUGACGUGGACAUCUUUGUCAACUCACACAAGAGCAUAGGCAGCAGUACGAAUGGGAGUACCCUACGGGUCCUGUACUACCCCCCGGUGCAACGUGCGAUGGUGAAAGGUGGCCAGCUGCGGUGUGGGGAGCACUCUGACUACGGCAGCAUCUCCCUGGUCUUCCAGGACAGCAAAGGAGGCCUGCAGGUGAAGAGCAGGUCUGGGGAGUUUAUAAAUGCACCUGCCAUUCCUGGCACAGUUCUGAUCAACAUCGCAGACUUGAUGCAGAGAUGGACAAGCGACGUUUUCAUAUCAGCGAAGCACAGGGUUUUGCUGCCCCCUCCUGGUGAUUCAAGUACAAGACAGUCUCUGGUUUUCUUCGCGCAGCCCGGUGAUGACGUCACCAUAACUUGCUGUGAUGGAUCAAACAAACAUCCUCCAGUAAAGACAGGGGACUACCUUUUGGAGCGCUUUAACGAAACGUACCAGAUGCAGGGACAUGAUGAAGAGAGUAACCUUGCAUUGGAGAAAGCAGGAACCAGGGCUACGGUAAUGAGUAACAAGAGACAACUGCAUGAUGGACACAAACAAGAGCAGAAUUCAGACAAAAAACUGAAGAAGGGCAAGGAUUAAAAUGAGGCCUAGAGUUGUAUCAUAUGAAAAAGGGAAAGUGUUUUUUAAUCUGUUUUUUUAUGCUUAAAAUAUCAACCAGUUGGGUGGGGAAAAAUAUUGAUUUAUGAUACUGGUUUUGAUGAUUCAGUAUCAAUUCACAAAAUCCCAAGAUCGAUUGUGCCAAGUGUAAAGUUUGGUGAAGGGGGGAUUAUGGUGUGGGGUUGUUUUUCAGCGGUUGGGUUUGGCCCCUUAGUUCCAGUGAAAGGAAUUCUUAAUGCUGCAGCAUUCAAAAUCAUUUUGGACAAUUUCUUGCUCCCAAUUUUGUGGGAAACGUUUGGGGAUGGCCCCUUCCUGUUCCAACAUGACUGCACCAGUGAAGAAAGCAAGGUCCAUAACGACAUGAAUGAGCGAGUUUGGUGUGGAGGAACUUGACUGCCUGCACAGAGCCCUGACCUCAACCCGACAGAACACCUUUGGGAUGAAUUAGAACCGAAACUGGGCAUAUUCCCGGCUACUCACAAACGACAUAUUUACAAUUAUGUACAAGGUAUUUUCAUCCUCAUUUAAAACAACCAAACGUAUGGAUAUGCGGUUUGGCCCAAGAUAAAACAAUCGGUCGUCUGUCAGAAACAAAUAUAAUUCGUUUCAUUUAGC
Paramormyrops kingsleyae is the source of this 1820-nucleotide messenger RNA. RefSeq lists its product as uncharacterized. NCBI's taxonomy places the organism in Eukaryota, Metazoa, Chordata, Actinopteri, Osteoglossiformes, Mormyridae. The record is from RefSeq and is a predicted model, not a curated record.